AUGAAUUUUAGCAAACCAAAGACCGGCAGCAGUCAGCCAGUCAUUCGCAAGAGUGUCGUCAGAGUUCCUGUUCCGAAGGCUGCCAGCGCCGCACCGCACCGAGGUCCCGAUCCGAAUAGGUUCAAGCAGGCCCUCGAUCGCAAGCCCGCAAAGCCUGUAGCUUUCAAAGCACCUCAGAACCCGGCUCGUAGAGCCUUGUCCAGUUCGAGAGGCGUGAAGAGGAAGAGCGCGACCCCUCAGCCAGCGUUGUUCAGCGACGACGAAGACGAGAGCAGCGAUCUUGGCGGUAGCGACUCCGAUGUUUCACGAAAACGGAUCAAGAGCAGCGUCAGCUCGGUAGAGAGCAGCUGGCCAAGACGGCCUGUGGUUUCCGAGAAGGCCUUCAAAGAUGAUACUGUCUUCGACAUCAUACACGGAGCAGACGCUACUUCUGGAGUCCAUUCUCACAAGUUUAAGAAUCCUUGGACGAAUGAGACCUUCGGUACUACCGAGCUGCAAUACCCGAGUCGGAGUCAAAAAGAGCGCUUCGAGCUGAAGUGGCCCAAGAAUGAGUCGGAAGACUACAAGCCAAUGACGGAUAUCAUCGAGACGGUCAAGACGAUAUGCCUGUUUUACUUCCCCGAAGAACUCAGCAACAAGUAUCUGGACGAUGACACUGGUUUUGGGCGCCGCUUCAACAGGGCAUGGCACGCCAAAAGCACAGAGGAGAUCAUUGAGGUGGUUGAGGACUUCAAUACUGUCGUCAAGUCGCUUAUAGACGACGGUACCAUUCGCAAAGAACUCAUAAAGAAGAGCCACCUGUCUCUAGAAUGGGUCAAACGUAUCUUGGAGCAGAUCUACUCAAGAACUGUCUCCCCCAAGGUCGAAACCCUCAGAGCGUAUCAGAAUGGAAGCGAUAAUGUGUACGGCGAACUGCUCCCUCGUUUCUGCAGUGAGAUAUUCAGGAGAGCGAAACUCAACCACGAGCAAGUGUUUGUGGAUCUGGGGUCGGGUGUCGGCAACGUCGUCCUGCAGGCAGCUCUUGAGGUUGGAUGUGAGAGCUGGGGCAUUGAGAUGAUGAAGAACCCAUGCGACUUAGCAGAGUUGCAAGCGAAGGAAUUCCCAGCGCGAACAAGACUCUGGGGCCUCUCUGCCGGAGAAGUCAAUCUCCUGCGCGGCGACUUCACAGAGAAUACACGCAUUGGCGAAGUCCUCAAGCGCGCGGACGUUGUCUUGGUGAACAACCAAGCUUUCACGCCCGCGUUGAACGACAAGCUCCUCUCGAUUUUCCUCGAUCUCAAAGACGGCUGUCAGGUGGUCAGCUUGAAACCAUUUGUGCCUGUGGGACACAAGAUUGCCAUGCGCAAUUACGGAUCUCACGCCAAUCUUUUCGUUCAAAGAAGAUUCGAAUACUUUUCUGAGAGCGUCAGCUGGACAGACCAGAGCGGCGAUUAUUAUAUUGCAACGAAGGAUCCCAGACCACUUGCGGCAUUUAUGAAGCAGAACAAUCUCAAGUAG
Molecule: messenger RNA, 1497 nt
Organism: Lecanosticta acicola
Lineage: Eukaryota; Fungi; Ascomycota; Dothideomycetes; Mycosphaerellales; Mycosphaerellaceae
Source: the annotation of a GenBank genome assembly